AGAAUCAUUCCUCUCUCUGCCUGCUCUGCACGAUCGAGACCCGAAGCAGGCCGCCGCCACUGCUGCCGACACAAUGUUCCUAACCAAGAGUCCACUGUUCAGCCGUAUCGCAUGCGGAUCGUUACAUCCGUCGGCGCGUCUCAUGUCCACCAAGCCUAUCCAGCAGCAGGUCGCUGCAAAAGCCCCAGCAGCGCCAUCGUCUGGACUGACGCCGACCACCAGCCCGGCCCCAGCCGAGACCGCUUCGCCAUUCCACCAGUUCACCACUGAGGACCCGGUCAUUGCUCAACUCGUCAACACGAUCAUGCGCGACGGCAAAAAGAACCUGGCUCGCCGCAUCAUCACCGGUGCCCUUGAGUUCAUCCAGAAGGAGACCAAGCAAAACCCGCGAGACGUUCUGAACGACGCCAUCGACAAAGCCUCGCCCCUCCUCAAACUCAAGUCCCAGCGACGCGGCGCCAAGGCUGUGAUCUCGCCACGCCCUCUGACUGUCAAGCAAAUGAAGCGCCAGGCCAUGAUCUGGAUCAUCCAGGCCGCCGAGAAGAGGAAGGAUGCCAAGACCUUUGCCGAAAAGCUUGGAAAGGAGAUGCUGGAUGUGACCAAGGACCAGGGCUCGGCCGUUGACAAGCGCAACCAAGUCCACAAGACCGCUCUGCAAAACAGAAGCAACGUUCUGAUGAUGGACCAGCGGCUUCGCAGAUAACUACCACCAAUACAUUGCUCGUCUUUCUCUCGAAACGAGCAGCCGGACUCUGCAAUCCGACCGUGCUUUGACACGGCGUGGGCGGGGCACUGUCGAGUUGCCGAGUUGCCGAGGUGUGCAAAUACUUGACCCUGCGGUGAUUUAGGCACCCGGAAACAACUGCAUACCCAAGGAUAUGGCUUCAUACCUAGAAUGUAACUCUGCGUCCC
Molecule: messenger RNA, 912 nt
Organism: Polychytrium aggregatum
Lineage: Eukaryota; Fungi; Chytridiomycota; Chytridiomycetes; Polychytriales
Product: ribosomal protein S7 domain-containing protein
Exons: 2
Coding region: 74-703 (209 amino acids)
Biological process (GO): translation; ribosomal small subunit assembly
Cellular component (GO): ribosome
Molecular function (GO): structural constituent of ribosome; mRNA binding; rRNA binding
Source: RefSeq, a predicted model, not a curated record